Messenger RNA from Pedinophyceae sp. YPF-701, 498 nucleotides. The record is from the annotation of a GenBank genome assembly. Lineage: Eukaryota; Viridiplantae; Chlorophyta; Pedinophyceae.
AUGCCCCACAUCGUCGCCAACACGCUCGCGCCGAAGGCCGUGGCUGGUCUGCGGCGGCCGCUGGCAUCGCGCGCCGCUGCACUCUCCUACAGCGGCAAGGUUUUCCCAGCUCCGAGGCCGGCAACUCUGCUUCGUGCCGUCAUUGAUGGCGGGGCUGGGGUCAUCGACAAGGUGGACUCGGACACGGUCAAGGAGAAGGACUCGCGCACAUCCAAGCGCCACAGCCCGAUUUACAAGGUGCUCCUGCACAACGACGACGUCAACCGGCGCGACUACGUGGUCAAGGUCCUGAUGAAGGUCGUUCACGAGCUCACCAUGGACGACGCGGUGAUGGUCAUGGAGGAGGCGCACCUGUCGGGGGUUGCUCUGGUGACGGCUUGCGCUCAGGAGACGGCGGAGGAGUACUGCGAGGGGCUGCGUGGCAACGGGCUGAUCUCGACGAUCGAGCCCGACAGCGGGUCCGGCGGGUCGUGGGGCGGCGGUCCCGACGACAACUGA